GGAUAACGAUUCUUUUAUAUUUUUCUUUAAUCUUUCUUCUUGUAAGAUUAAUUCUAAUCUAAAGGAAUUAUAUAGAUAUAUAAUGAAAUAUCGAGAAUAUAUUUAAGUAUAAAAUCAAAUAAGUGUGGUAUAGUAUAGGUGAAACCUAAGUAAAAUUCAUAUUAUUUUAAGGUUACUGAAAUAUAAGAUAUACAUUGUCAGAAUGCAAUCUAAUAAUAUACAGGAAGGUUUUGCCACAAAAGCUAUUCACGCUGGUCAAGAUCCGGCGCAAUGGAGUCAUUGGUCGUUAGUUCCACCUUUAGUAAUGUCUACUACCUUUCAACAAAAUGCUCCGGCAGAACAUAACGGUUACGAGUAUGGCAGAAGUGGUAACCCAACGCGCAAUGUAUUGGAGGCUUGUUUAACGGCAUUGGAAGGUGGAAAGCAUGGUUUUACUUUUUCGUCGGGUUUGGGAGCCAUCACAGCUAUAACCGGCUUAUUGCAAACUGGCGAUCACAUAAUUUCUGGAGAUGACGUAUAUGGUGGAACUAAUCGUCUCUUUCGAAACUGUCUAGUUAAACAAGGUGUUAAAAUUUCUUUUGUCGACCUGACAGACGUAGAAAAUCUUGCGGCUGCUAUACAACCAAAUACCAAGAUGGUUUGGUUGGAGACGCCUACGAAUCCUUUAUUAAAAAUAGCAGAUAUUGAAGAAAUUGCAAAUGUUUUAAAGUCUAAAAAUUCAGAUAUCAUUUUGAUAGUCGAUAAUACCUUCCUGACGUGUUAUUAUCAAAAACCAUUAGAGCUCGGAGCUGAUCUUGUAGUAUAUUCUUUAACAAAAUAUAUGAACGGACAUUCGGAUAUUAUCAUGGGUGCAGUAAUUACAAGGAGAGACGAUUUAGCGGAAAAGCUUCGUUUUUUACAAAAUGCAAUGGGAAUAAUUCCGUCGCCAUUUGAUUGUGCUAUGGUCAAUCGUAGUUUGAAAACUUUAGAACUUAGAAUGCAGCAGCAUAUGAAAAAUGGAUUAGCCGUUGCCAAAUUUUUAGAUAAACAUCCUCUAGUGGAUAAAGUUAUUCACCCUUAUCUCCCGUCUCAUCCGCAAUAUCAACUUGCUCUUAAACAAUCAACAGGUCACAGUGGCAUAGUAUCAUUUUAUAUUAAAGGAAAUGCCAAAAAAUUUUUGAAAAGUCUUAAAUUAUUUGCUUUAGCAGAAUCGCUUGGUGGUUAUGAAUCUUUGGCAGAAUUACCAUCCGUUAUGACUCACGCUUCUGUCCCAGAAGUGACAAGGAAUGAACUAGGAAUCACUGAUCAGUUAGUUCGUUUAUCCGUCGGACUUGAAACGGAAAAAGAUUUGUUAUCAGAUCUUAAUCAAGCUUUAGAAGCUUCUCAAUGAUACGAAAAAUAUUAUUCACGUGUAAUUAUUUUUAAAUAUUUCAACAUCACAGAUCGCCGACAUUGAAACUACGUAACACACACACACACACACACACACACACACACACACACACACACACACACACGCGCCUUUCUGUUGAGUUAGAAAGGAGGAGAGGCAUAUAAAUUAUUAGAAAUUAUUUUUUUAAAGAAUGUUUAAUAUAACACAUUCCAAUAAUCACAAGCCGAAUAAGAAUGCAAUAGUGGUCUAUCUUGCUACGUGCUUUGCAUCGAUUUUUGAGAUCGUAUAUAUAUAUAUAUAUAUAUUUUUUAUAUAUAUGUUAUAUAACUGCUGUUAUUAGUUUCAUUAUUUAAAAAGAAAUUAGUCAAUAUAAAUUUCCUCGCCUGAUCGCAUAUCUAUGCAUAGAUUUGUACAUUUCUGUAUAUCCAUUUUACUACUGGUAAAAAAAAAAUUGCCAAAUAUAGUCUUUUAUUUACA
Molecule: messenger RNA, 1849 nt
Organism: Vespa crabro (European hornet)
Lineage: Eukaryota; Metazoa; Arthropoda; Insecta; Hymenoptera; Vespidae
Gene: Cth
Product: cystathionine gamma-lyase
Exons: 7
Coding region: 203-1369 (388 amino acids)
Biological process (GO): transsulfuration
Cellular component (GO): cytoplasm
Molecular function (GO): pyridoxal phosphate binding; cystathionine gamma-lyase activity
Source: RefSeq, a predicted model, not a curated record